UGUCUGACAGAAAAUACAUAGCUGUACCUUUUGUGUUAUCAAUAUGAAAACAAUUUAAUAUGUAUUCUGAAAUGCCAGAAAAGUUUGUUUGGACUCCGGGGAACCUCGCUUUGUUAGAGGAUGUUUAGGCUAUACGGCGAUGGUGCUUUUUAUAGGGACAGGAAAAUGUUUCUCAUGUAGCCUACAGGGCGUCCAGGAAAUGAGUUAAACCCGCCAUCAUCUACCUACUCUAUACCGUAGGAAGAGGCAGAAGAGUGACUGGUUGCCGCCUAGCUACAGAGCUAAUUCGGUCUGUUCCCAGUGGUUUUGUCUGACAGCAAAACAAAAAUGAGAUCUUCUCUCUAGAAAUUAUACGUAAGAGACUCGGAGCAUGCAGGCCACAAUCGUGCGGGUGUGCGUGGUGGUGACAGCGGCCAUCCUCAACCACCCGCUCCUCUUCCCGAAAGAGAACACCACCAUCCCGGAGCAGGACGAGGAGCUCCUGACCCGCAUGAAGGAGCAUGAGGAGCGUCUGGAGGCGGAGCAGGCCCGGCUGGAGGAGGAGCUGUCCCGGGAGGAGGAGCAGGAGGCGGGAGGAGACGAGGAGGAGGAGGACAAGCGCUACGGCUGGUACUUCUGGAGUGCCCUCUCUCUCAUCAUCUUCCUCACCAUCGAGGUGUGCCGGCAGGACUUCGCCUGCUCCUUCUCAGCCCGGCGCUCCUCCCUGGCAGACGAGGAGGUUCUAUCAGUGGGGACGGUGUUGACCAAGGCCCUUUUCCCCGACAAGGGGGUCCUGAGCAGUUUCUACGAGAGGUGCAUCCGGGUGUCGGCCCAGGAGGCGCGCAGGACCUGUGAGUUCGUUGAAGGUUUUGCCGACGACCUCCUGGAGGCCCUGAGGAGCGUGAGCGACAAGGACACCGACAUGGAGGUUGAGGACUGCCUGGGUGUGGGCAGCACCUUUGAAUCGUGGAGCGUGAGCAAGCCCUUGACCUGCGACCUCAUCGUGCCCUUCGUCCCCCCCGAACCGUACGACUUCAAGUUUCGGCUGUGGUGCAGCCCGUCCGGGGACAUUCCCCUGGACAUGCAGGGCUCCGGCCGGAUCAAGGUGGCUAAGAGAGGGGCCGACUGCCUCUGCGGGACGACCGACCUGGGCGAGGACAUGCUUUGCCUUCUGCACGGCAAGAACGACAAACCCAAACCCGACGACAGUUGCGACGACCUCCUGUGCUUCAAGAACACGUCCUAUUUAGCCAAGGACCAGGUCAUGAAGUGGUUCCAAAUCUCUUUCACGAAAGCAUGGGGACGGAUUUCCCACAAGUAUGAGUUUGAGCUCACAUUCCGCAACCUGGAUGCCCCUGGGGCCCUGAAGGUCCGGUUCAGGUCGGGGAGGGUGGUCGUCCUCAACAUCACUCCUGUCGUCCAGUUCGAAGACACCAACGCAUACUUUGUCUCACACUUUCCCUCUGAGAAUGGAAGUUCUUCGGAUACCUACUGGUCCCUCUCCUUCGCUGUGUAUGAGAAGAACCUGCUGAAAUACCUGGGUAAGAACUUGCCGGAAAACUCCUGCCACAUCCGCUGCCUUCAGAUCCUGUCUUUCCUGCACAAGAAGCAGGAAGGCCUGACAGGCAAAAGUGCCCUGACUAACUAUCACCUGAAGACCGCCUUGUUACACCUGCUCUUGGGCAUGAAACCAUCCGCGUGGUGCUUUGAAAAUCUGGAGCUCCGUCUCCGCGACAUCAUGGGCUUCCUGGAAAAGAGCCUUCAGGAGAAGUGGCUCUGUCACGUGCUGGUCGGGAAUGACCAUGUUCCAGGGGAAAUCUUGGUUCCGGAAAUAUUCCGCACAGCAGAGCCCAUAAAUCUCUUCCGGCCCCUUGUGCUGCAGAGACAGCUUUAUACCAAAACAGUGGAGCACUUUCAGGAAAUGCUAAGAAAUGCGUGUGUGCUAAUACAAGAGUAUACACCACAGUUUCCAAACGGGGACACACGCCACACAAGUAUGUCUUAGUGUCUGAUUCUGCUAGUAAUUGCUAUAAAUGUGUCAAAAACCUUUGAAUGUUAGUCCCGGAUUGAAGUAUAACUCACAUGCUAUGUCCACAAGAAAGAAGUUUCGAAAAGUCUUGAAUUUAUUGCAGUUGCACCACCGAAUCCAUGAAGAUAAAAAAAAAUGGAAGGACACUGGAUGUUACAUCUUUGUGGAUCCAGCAUUGUACUCACAGUGUUUUACAGAUACUGCCUUUGGACCCUGUGGAAAAGAAGCCUACAUGUCUUCUUAUGUACAGCACAGGCAUAAUUACAUUGUGAUAUACAGUGGCCUCAGUAUUCAGGGCCAUUCACUUUGUGUUUAUUUAAUUGGAUGAAAUUUUGGCCCGUCAAUCUACACAAAAAAAAAAAAGUCUAAAAUCAAAAACUGAAAUCUCUCAUUUAUAUAAGUAUUUACACCCUUAAUUCAGUACUGUAGAAGCCCCUUUGGCAGCAGUUGGGCAAGUGGAGUAAUCGAGUCUUGUUAGGUAAGUCUCUACAAGCUUUGCACACCUGUAUUUGGCCAGUUUAUCCCAUUGUUCCUGGCAGAUCCUCUCAAGAUUGGAUGGGAAGUGCCAAUUGCUUGAUGUUCUAUGGGGUUUAAGUCUGGGCUUUGGCUGGGCCGCUUAAGGACUGUCAGAAACUCCAGCAUUGUCUUGGUUGUAUGCUUCGGGUCAUUGUCAUGCUGAAAGGUGAACCACUGCCCCAGGCUGAGGUUGCAUGCACUAUGGAGCAGGUUUUCUUCAAGGACCUCUCUGUAUUUGGCUGCAUUCCAUUUUGGUCUCAUCAGACCAGCAAACAGGAUGCACCUGACUACAAUUUGGAGUGCCACAGCAAAGGGUCUGAAUACAUAUGUAAAUUACAUAUUUCAGUUCUUGAUUUGUAAUAAAUUGAGAAAAAAAAGAUAAGAUUUUCAUUUUGUAGUUAUGGUUUAUUGAGUGAAGAUCGAAGGGCAAAAAUUGAAUUUUUUCUUUUUCCUACAAGACAAUACAGGUCUGAAUUCUUUCUGAAGCCACUGUAUAGCCAGCUCACUGGCAAUGUUACGCACUGAGCUUGUGUACAGCAAUAAGGGUGGUUUUAUAUGAACGUAGGUUAUAUUUACACAAUUUGUAUAUCAUUUAUACUACACUGAUACUGUAUUUGGUUUGUACUGUGCUUUAUGAAGUUAUGCAUAUGUCAGCGUGAUUAACUGUUUGGCCUUGUUUUUCACUUAAUGGUUUUAUUAUGCUAAUUUUAUAUUUGCCAACACACAUUCCUUGGGGAAAUAGUGCAGCUCUGUGUGGUUCUCAGUUUUGGCUUAUUUUCUCUUGGCCUGGUUAAACUACCAGAUGCAUUGUGUAUUCCAGUUUUCUGUGAAGCUGCAGGUUUAUUAUCGCUCUUGCACCCCUCACAAAUGCUCACAAGUGUGCAUUGUGCAUGAAUGAAGGGAGCUCAUCAAAACAAGUCAUAUUUAAUGCAGGGCACACAGCCCUGUUGCUUUAGCUGCAUAUGAAGUUUGGAAAAUGGAAAAUCACUUUGACAUUCCCAAAUAACAUUUUGGGCAAAGCAGCCAAAACAUUUACCAAAUGAACAAAGUGCCGGGCUGUGAGUUGAGUAUUUACUGUUUGCACAUAUAUAAAUAAAUUGUUAUUUUUAUUAUUAUUUUUGUAUAAAAAUAGCUUUUGAAGCUUCAUGACAAUCCAGCUUGUGUGGUGACUCCAAAUACUUUUUUUUAUUGUAUUUUAUAAUGAAGGUGUGAUAUAUUUUAUAUCAAAAAUGAAAGUGCCUUUUAUACACAUUUUGGUAUCAUUUAUAACAGACCGAAUUGUAUAUAGUUUUUGUUGAGAAUAAUAAAAACACUGUUUCAAACC
This is a messenger RNA of Conger conger (European conger), 3848 nucleotides long. It is a transcript of the gene itprip, whose product is annotated as inositol 1,4,5-trisphosphate receptor interacting protein. Gene Ontology annotation, cellular component: membrane. Lineage: Eukaryota; Metazoa; Chordata; Actinopteri; Anguilliformes; Congridae. The record is from RefSeq and is a predicted model, not a curated record. The transcript has 2 exons. Bases 371 to 1984 code for a protein of 537 amino acids.